Myotis brandtii (Brandt's bat) is the source of this 1646-nucleotide messenger RNA. RefSeq names its product monocyte to macrophage differentiation-associated 2 (gene MMD2). The record is from RefSeq and is a predicted model, not a curated record. NCBI's taxonomy places the organism in Eukaryota, Metazoa, Chordata, Mammalia, Chiroptera, Vespertilionidae. The coding region runs from base 121 to 1365 and encodes 414 amino acids. The transcript is spliced from 6 exons. Gene Ontology annotation, cellular component: membrane.
CUCUCUCCUGGGGUUUUGAUUUCAGUUCUGAGGUGGCACCGGUCCAGGCGCUGUGGUUCCGCGGUUCUGUUUCCCAGGGACGGAGCCAAGUUGCUGUCUGCCUCCCCGGAGCCUGGGUUCAUGAACGACACAAAGAGCCCGGGGCCAGGCUGCAGAGGGGAGGCUGGGCACUGGGGCCACUCGGCCUGGGCUGCCCUCACCUCGGGAGACGGACAGACAGACAGACCCACUUUGUGUGCUGGACACAUCUCUGUGGGUCCUCUGUUCUGGGGACUCGGCUGCCACCACCAGGCACUGGCCCAGCCGGAGGAGUGGCCGCAGCCUCCCCGGGCCUGGCUCCUCUCGGACAGGAGGCCGGCUUCUCUCUGGGGGCUCUGGCCCCCGGCCCAGGCCAGAAGGGCAGGGAGAGACUGCAGGUUCAUGAACCACCGGGUGCCCGCCCACCAGAGGUACCAGCCCACGGAGUACGAGCAUGCGGCCAACUGUGCCACCCACGCUCUCUGGAUCAUCCCCAGCUUCCUCGGCAGCUCCAACCUCUACCUCCUGUCGGACGACGUCUGGGAGACCGUUUCCGCCUGGAUCUACGGCCUGGGCCUGUGCGGGCUCUUCGUGGUGUCCACCGUGUUCCACACGGUCUCCUGGAAGAAGCGCCACCUCAGUUGUUUGUUUGUUUAUGGGCUGUUGGUUGUAUGUGCCCUGAUCGGGGACGAACCUGCAAACCUUGGCUAUCAGGACGCCACUCUCACCAGCUGGCCGGCCUCCUGCCUCCCCUCCGCGCCGAGACAGCCAAGUGGCUCAUUCCGUCUCCCGAUUGCUCACGUGUCACUUUCUCUCUGUGUCUCUCCACACGUGUCCCAUGAGAGUCCAUGUCUCACCACAGCGGACAGAUCUGCGGGGACAGUGUCCCGGGCUGGCCAGCCACACAGGGCCCUGCAGGGCCAUGCAGUGCCGGCCGGGGCCCCUCAGACUGUGCCCUCGGGUCUCCGCAGGCUGAACCUCCGGGAGCUGGGCCCCUGGGCCGCCCACAUGCGCUGGCUGGUCUGGGUCAUGGCCUCCGUGGGCACCGUCUAUGUCUUCUUCUUCCAUGAGCGGUACAAGCUCCUGGAGCUGCUGUGCUACGUGGUCAUGGGCUUCUUCCCCGCUGUGGUCAUCCUUUCGAUGCCCAACACCGAGGGCCUCUGGGAGCUGGUGACCGGAGGGGCUUUCUACUGCCUGGGCACCGUGUUCUUCAAGAGCGACGGCCGGGUCCCCUUCGCCCACGCCAUCUGGCACCUCUUUGUGGCCUUUGGUGCCGGCACCCACUACUAUGCCAUCUGGAGGUACCUCUACCUGCCCAGCACCCUGCAGGCCAAGGUGUCCAAGUGAGGCGGCCCCGACGGCGUCAUGGGAGUGUUCCUGCGAACUUCAGCCCAGAGCGGGCGCCCCGGCCGCUGCCCUCCCGCGGACGGUCCGAGGUCGCUGCCUGUGGUGGCUACACCGUCCCUCAGCCCCAGGUGAGAAAGGAAGCCUUGGUCAGGGCUGAGGGGGAUUAACCCUGUGAUGCAUCUACUCCCCACGAGUGUCUCCUGCCACAGUGGACGUGAGCACCUGCGGGGAGGGAGCGGGCUGCCCUGCAGGUGGCAGAGUCGGGCCAGUGCCUCCUCGCG